ACAAUUACGGCAGUAGUGCCUAAUACAUUGAUAGAAUUGUUUUAUCUACGUAUAAUACUCUAGAUUCCAGAAGUAGAUAUAAUAAGAAGGACUAUAAAACAUAUCUGAAAGUUGAAAUUGGCGUUCAUUGUGACCAUAAGGACGACAUGCAAGGUUUUAUUGCCGUAUUGCUGCUCGUAGCGGCCGUUGCCGCUGAGAACCAAUGUCCUGCUGAACAGCAGCAGAACUGGAACAUUGAAAUGUUGUUGCGGCACGAGGACUGUGACAAAUUCUACAAGUGCACCUUCGGCGAGCCCAUCGAACAGUCUUGCCCGUCUGGCCUCCAAUUUAACCUGAAAAACUGGCAGUGCGACUGGCCCUACAACGUUGACUGUUCAGGCAGGAACGACCCUUUAAACCCUGUUCCGACCCCUGAACCGACCACUACUGCGGCACCAAGCAUUAAACCGAACACUACUGCACAGCCUGUAACUACUACUGAGGCAACGACCACUGCUGCGUCUGAAACUAACACUACAACUACUGCUGCACCAAUUACAGCUGAACCUACUACUGCUGCUCCUGAAUCUGAGGAAAAUGGCAGCGAAGAUUCGGAAUUCCUUGAGAACGGUUGUCCAGUAGAUCCACACGUCCACUGGCUGCUGCCAAAUGAGGAAGACUGCAAUAAGUUCUACUACUGCGUUUGGGGCGAGCUGGUCCCACGCGAGUGCCCCAGUACUCUGCACUUCAAUAGGGUGAUCCAGGUAUGUGACUGGCCCGCCGACGCUGGCUGCGUUGUCUCCGCCAACAAACACUCCGGAGCCCGAGCACAGUUCUUCCCCAAAUAACACUAGAAUAAUAUCCUAAACUAGGCGUUACCCGCGACUCCGUUUGCGUAAACCUGGGCUAGUAAAGAUACAAUAUGCUGUUCUAGUCUAUAAAUGCAAACGUGACGUGCGAUCAAAUCCCGAAUAUUAUGUGAUAAAUUACUAAAGACUAGAUUACCAUGUAAAAACUCGUGGUAUAAAGACAAUACCUCUUAAAAACUGUAAAUAAAUUAUAAUUCCUAUAAGUA
Messenger RNA from Pectinophora gossypiella (pink bollworm), 1054 nucleotides. RefSeq names its product peritrophin-1-like (gene IIM1). The coding region runs from base 147 to 827 and encodes 226 amino acids. The transcript is spliced from 3 exons. Gene Ontology annotation, molecular function: chitin binding. Gene Ontology annotation, cellular component: extracellular region. Lineage: Eukaryota; Metazoa; Arthropoda; Insecta; Lepidoptera; Gelechiidae. The record is from RefSeq and is a predicted model, not a curated record.